CGCUGGGUAGACAAAGUCGUGAAGGCGGGACUCAAAUAUGGUGUCACUCUUUCUCAGACGUCUUGUAGGACGUCUGUCCCUCACUCACCGAUCGCCGGAGUCCUUGUACCGGUUCCAUUAUCCCUUCCUUCGACCGGAGACAAUAUGUCUGCCCCAAGAGGUACUCAGAUUGCAGCGCGCCUGCUGAGAAGAGGCUCAAAAUCUCUGGCCCCAUGUGCGUCCCCAAGAAGAGGCCUAGGAGAGAACAUAAGGCUUCUCGACCGUCAAUUCCAGCAGCGGCAUGCUGCAGUACAUACCCAUACUGCCCGUCAAGCCCAGGCUGCGGCUGUAAUGGAGGAGGAACCGUGGAAGGAUGUAUUCGAAUCUAGCAACCCUGCCAUGUCCUUUCCUUGUCUCGAUGCCCAAGAAAGGAAAACAGCCGCCCUGCAAAAGAAGUCACACGAGUCUGGCCCAGAGCCUUCUUAUACCACAGGCAACCACCUUGUAUUCCACAGCCGAGAGCCGCUUCUCCUCGAUUGGGGAGGUGUACUCCCUUCCUUUGAGAUUGCAUACGAGACAUGGGGAACAUUGAACAAUGAAAAGAGCAAUGUCAUUCUGCUACAUACUGGUCUAUCCGCAUCCAGUCACGCCCAUAGCACCGCAGCCAACCCGAAACCCGGUUGGUGGGAGAAAUUCAUCGGCCCUGGUCUCCCCAUCGACACAAGCAAAUACUUUGUUAUAUGCACCAAUGUCAUUGGAGGUUGCUAUGGCUCCACAGGUCCCUCUUCCAUUGAUCCUUCAAAUGGCCAACGUUACGCUACUCGCUUUCCCAUCCUGACUAUGGACGAUAUGGUCCGAGCCCAGGCACGGCUCCUCGACCACUUGUCAAUCCAACGCCUCUACGCAAGUGUCGGGGCAAGUAUGGGCGGCAUGCAAUCGCUUGCUUUUGGCGUGCACUUCCCCGAGCGUGUGGGCAAGAUCGUCAGCAUCUCCGGGUGUGCGAGAAGUCACCCGUAUAGCAUUGCAAUGCGGCAUACUCAGCGGCAAGUCCUCAUGAUGGAUCCCAAGUGGAAUCGUGGUUUCUACUACGACCACAUCCCACCUCAUUCGGGCAUGAAACUCGCGCGAGAGAUCGCUACCGUGACCUACCGCAGCGGCCCGGAAUGGGAGAACAGAUUUGGCCGACAACGUGCUGAUCCGAACAAACCGCCGGCGUUAUGUCCCGAUUUCCUCAUCGAAACCUAUCUCGACCACGCAGGUGAAAAGUUCAGCCUCGAGUAUGACCCGAAUUCACUUUUGUAUGUGUCUAAAGCCAUGGAUCUGUUCGACUUGGGCCAUGAGCACCAGGAGUCCGUCAGGAAACGCCGCCAACAGAACAGCGCCAACUUCGGGCGCUUGGGUAACGGAACCCACAUGCAAAACGACUCGUCGUGCAGUUUGACUCUCCCUUCGGAGAAAUAUCAAGAACAAACAACCACGGCUGCGAUGGACGAAAUUGUUACGCCAGUCGAGUCAGGACCGCCACAAGAUCUCGUACAAGGCAUGUCGGUCCUGAGAGAUCACCCAGUUCUUGUGUUGGGCGUGGCAAGUGAUAUUCUAUUCCCGGCGUGGCAGCAGCGAGAGAUUGCCGAGACAUUGCGGGCAACAGGCAACCGUACUGUAAAACAUGUUGAAUUGGGCGAAGACUUGAGCUUAUUCGGUCACGACACCUUCUUGCUUGACCUGGACCACGUGGGUGGAAAUGUGGGCAGGUUCUUACAGUGAACGUUGGAUUUGGACGUAUAACAAACAAUCAGAAUUUGACGAAGAAUCGAUGAUCGUCAUUUGUGCCGUCUUCCCUUUAUCGUGAUCUACACUCUAUCGUACGAG
Exophiala mesophila is the source of this 1848-nucleotide messenger RNA. RefSeq names its product homoserine O-acetyltransferase. Bases 145 to 1743 code for a protein of 532 amino acids. Gene Ontology annotation, molecular function: L-serine O-acetyltransferase activity; homoserine O-acetyltransferase activity. The transcript has a single exon. The record is from RefSeq and is a predicted model, not a curated record. NCBI's taxonomy places the organism in Eukaryota, Fungi, Ascomycota, Eurotiomycetes, Chaetothyriales, Herpotrichiellaceae. Gene Ontology annotation, biological process: L-homoserine metabolic process.